UCGCAGAGUCUCGCGAGAGCGCGCGCUGCGCUGCGGUGCGGCAGGAGAGGUCGGCGGAGAAGGACGGAGCGGAGCCUCCUCGCUCCCGCCGCCGCCCGCCUCGCCCCGCCGCCCCGCGCCUCCCCCUUCGGCCGCGGGCAGGAGGAUGCCGCGCUCCGGGCCGCUCCCCGCCGCCCUCUCGCUGCUCUUGGUCACGGCCGCGCUCCUGCCGGGACCCGCCGCGGCGCAGAACGCUGGGUUUGUCAAGUCGCCCAUGUCAGAAACUAAGCUCACGGGGGACGCCUUUGAACUGUACUGUGAUGUGGUUGGGAACCCCACUCCAGAGAUCCAGUGGUGGUAUGCGGAAGUCAACCGGGCUGAGGCUUUCAAACAGCUGUGGGAUGGCGCGCGGAAGCGCCGUGUCACCAUUAACACUGCCUACGGGGCGAAUGGGGUGAGUGUGCUGAGAAUAACCCGCCUUACCUUGGAAGACUCUGGGACUUACGAGUGCAGGGCCAGCAACGAUCCCAGGAGGAAUGACUUGAGGCAAAAUCCCUCCAUAACGUGGAUUCGAGCCCAGGCUACUAUAAGCGUCCUUCAGAAGCCCAGGAUCAAUGCCAGCGAGGAUGUAGUCAUUCAGCGGUAUGAUUCGGCCGUCACAUUGCAGUGUAACCUCACCACAAGUCCCAGCCCCCUUUCUGCCAGCUACUGGGUGAAGAACGGAGAGGAGAUCCCUGGCACUAGGAAAUCUUCAAACACUACAGAAUACAAGAUUUUGAAGCCCAGAGCAGAAGAAUCAGGGGAAUACUUGUGCGUGUUUGUGUUUUCAAACUCUCCUGUAGCCAACGCCACUAUAGAAGUGAGAGCUAUUCCUGACAUCACUGGCCACAAGCGGAGUGAAAAUAAAAAUGAGGGGCAGGAGGCACUCAUGUACUGCAAGUCUGUGGGCUUCCCGCAUCCUGAGUGGGUGUGGCGCAAGAAGGUCAACGGAGUAUUUGAGGACAUCAACAACUCCUCCGGCAGAUUCUUUAUUUUAAAUAAAGACAACUACACCGAGCUCAGCAUCACAAACCUACAGAUAAAUGAGGAUCCUGGAGAGUACCAGUGCAAUGCAACCAACCAGGUCGGCUCUGUCUCAGUCACAACCAUCCUCCGUGUCCGCAGCCACCUGGCUCCCCUCUGGCCCUUUUUGGGGAUUUUGGCAGAAAUCGUUAUCCUCGUUGUCAUCAUAGUUAUUUAUGAGAAAAGGAAGCGGCCGGAUGAAGUCCCAGACGAUGAUGAACCAGCUGGGCCAAUGAAAACCAAUUCUACAAACAAUCACAAAGACAAAAACUUACGCCAGAGAAACACAAAUUAAAAAUGCUUAUCAUGGCUUAACCUAUAGAGAGAGAGACUGGGGUGUCCUGCAAUCAGUCUUCACAAGCUGGAAUGGUUCGACAGGUGGUGGAAUGCAGUUGAAAACAAAAACAAACCUUCAGUUUAUAAAUAUAUAUAUAUGAUUGCUUUUUAAGUGAUUUUUUUUUUUGUUAAAUCAUGUAAAUUCUCAAAUCCUUUUGCACUGAUGUGUUCAACAUAUUCUUGUACAUUCAAUUCAGGCAAACUUUUAUAAUUUUCUUUUUUUUUUUUUGUUUUGUUUAAAUGAUGAAAUGUUACAGCAUGGUGAUAUUCUAUGCAACUAGUUAUACUCUUUAGUUUGACACUGUAAUUUCUCAUGAUUUCAAGAUUGUAGAACUAGACCUAACAGGGUUCUCAUGAUGUGCGUAACUGUAGAUGCAUGAACUUGUGUUCUGUGUAUUUGUUGAAGUGCAAUGAUGUAUAAAAAGUGGAUUCACCUGUUUUUA
Messenger RNA from Cuculus canorus (common cuckoo), 1820 nucleotides. RefSeq names its product neuroplastin (gene NPTN). The record is from RefSeq and is a predicted model, not a curated record. The transcript is spliced from 9 exons. Lineage: Eukaryota; Metazoa; Chordata; Aves; Cuculiformes; Cuculidae. Bases 146 to 1336 code for a protein of 396 amino acids.